AUGGCUGACCGUGCUAAUGACGGGAAGCUUCAAUAUGAACCCCGGUAUUAUAUGUUUUCUCGUUCCACCGUUGUAGUCCACGAGGGUAUUCGCGAGGGCCUUUGGUCACAAGCCCUCAGGACCGCGCUCGAUAACCACCAGGCGACGGUUGAGAAGGAGUUGCACGAAGAGGUACACCUUCUCUUUGCGUGUCACAAGCAGUGGAUUGCAAGAACCCCGAUGGUUCAAAAGGCCAUCGAACUCAACAUCGCAAUAGUUCAUCCUCUAUACGCCAAAGAAGCCUUCAUUCAAGGAUUCUUACCCGACGAGGUGGCUGAUUACCAUCCCAAGGAUCAUCGCGACGCUGACAGCGCAAAUGAUGAGUGGCUAGAUUGGUACAGUAAUCCCUUCAGAUUCCACAAUCCGUUUCCUGGAGAGAAGAACGAAGAGGCUGCUCCUGGAGCAGAAGGAAGCACCAUCAAGCACAAGCUCAACGACGAUGAUGCAGACGAGGAGGCCGGAGGUCCAAAGCGCCAGCGUGUGACCAGUGACGAAUCUUCGAGCCAAACGCUCCCGGCCCACUCCCCAAGCGCUUCGGCACCCGCUGACGACGAGCCGGAGCUUCCUGAGCCGGCAAAUGAAGUCAUCCCCGCUUCUUCUUCAGACAGAAGUCUAUUCGGCAAGCCGUCCCCUGGCAACGCCGAUCCCUCCUCCUCUGACCGUAGCCUAUUUGGCAAGCCGUCCUCGGGCAUCCCGUCGCUACCCAGCAGUGACCCCCAGCAACCCCAGAACUCUCCGGCCGCGGGCGCCACUGCGAGAGCUACUCCGGCACACACCCUCACAAUGCCUCGUGCCCUGACGGCAGAGGAAGCUGCACAAGCAAGACAGGAGGAGGAGGAAGCAGCAGAGAUGAAGCAGAUUAAGGAAGACGAGCAGGAAUUCAAAGAUAACGAACAGGUGUUCAACCCUUCUUCCUCAAACUCCUCUGAGUCUGAGUCUGAGCCGGCUUAUGAGAACAGAACCCCGAUAUAUUCCGGUCGAACAGGAGAGAUGCGUGCUAUCCCUCACGGGUUAAGGGCCGGCUCAGUUGAUUCACAGUCUGAGGACGAGGCCGAGGAUGAAGAGAAUGGCGAAGCUGAUGAUUGGGCGGAGGCCGAUGAUGCCAACGACCCCGAUUUUGACUCCAGCGAAGUAUCUGAGGAGGAAUAGGUGGAUGACCGAACGGCUCACGAUAUGGACGGUGGCCGUCGGGAGAUUAUGAGACGAAAUGAGACGAGAUGAGACGAAUGGUUUGCCGGCUUCAUAUUCCGAAGGCGGUGAAGCUUUUCUCAUAGGCACAAUGAUGAUUUCAGAAAACCCCCAAAACACCAAAAAAAUCGGAAAAGGAAAAAAGAACGAAAAACAUUGCAGCACAACACCCGCAACGACACAUCCAACGCCCUGCACAGGAAGCUCGGCGAUGCUUCUACCUACCUAGCAGUUAUGGUUCAACCUCGCAACGCACCGAGCUACAACUAGCCACGACAUCACCAACUUCAGUCGCAUCUACACACCGGUCAGCUUUCUUUCCUACUAGAUAGUUCAUCACAUCCACCAAAAU
Messenger RNA from Annulohypoxylon truncatum, 1579 nucleotides. RefSeq lists its product as uncharacterized. Bases 1 to 1188 code for a protein of 395 amino acids. The transcript has 3 exons. NCBI's taxonomy places the organism in Eukaryota, Fungi, Ascomycota, Sordariomycetes, Xylariales, Hypoxylaceae. The record is from RefSeq and is a predicted model, not a curated record.